This is a messenger RNA of Oncorhynchus keta (chum salmon), 4004 nucleotides long. Its product is annotated as solute carrier family 41 member 2-like. NCBI's taxonomy places the organism in Eukaryota, Metazoa, Chordata, Actinopteri, Salmoniformes, Salmonidae. The transcript is spliced from 11 exons. Gene Ontology annotation, biological process: monoatomic cation transport. Bases 370 to 2055 code for a protein of 561 amino acids. Gene Ontology annotation, molecular function: monoatomic cation transmembrane transporter activity. Gene Ontology annotation, cellular component: plasma membrane. The record is from RefSeq and is a predicted model, not a curated record.
CCACUGCUCAAGAAAUUCCUGGUUAACGCAACUGUAGCCUACCAGGUGUGCUCUGCGCCUGCGUACUAGUCUGUGUGGCACUUUUGCUGUGACGCGACGGGCUUGCUGUCAAGAAGGAAACGGGCAUCCUUCUGAAAAAUCCGAAACACGGACACGAACAAAAAAAGGAGGAUAAAACAGACUAAAUUAGUAUCAACUUCCUGAUACAUGUUAUUCAUUUUCAGCGCAUUUCGCCUGUAUAGGGCUGAUCGUAGUGGACAUGGAUGCCCCUCUUCCUAUUUAACCAGCCCAGCCUGCCCUCUUUCACACUGCCCCAGCCUGGAUGAAUGGAGAUGAGACAUUGUUGACCCAUCAGCAGCAGUGCUUAGCAUGAACAUCCACACACUGGGUGAUUCUCUGGGCCCUAGCCUUGCGGUGCGUAUGAGCGGAGCCGCCGGUGGCUGGAGCAGUCUCUCUCUGAAGCCAGUGCCUACCGGGUGGAUCCCCUCUCUGUUCCAAACCAUGGUCCCUACGGGAUACACCAAGCUCCAGGAAGAGCGUGGUCUGGCCAUGGCCGACCUGGGUCCCAAACCUGAUGGGAACGGCUACCGGCCUGACCCCCCUCACCUGGAGGUGCGCCGGCACUCGGACCGGGUAGCGCGGACAUCCGUUAGCCUGUCAGACGGUGGGGAUGUGCGGUACUCUGAGACUGAGCCCAUGCUCCCUGAGGGGACGCUCUCGGGGGAGGAGGGCGAUGCAGAGGAGGAGGAGGAAGAGGAGAGUCAGAGACCCCCCACACGGAACAUGCCCAAGGAGUCGCCCUUGGCCAUGGCGCUGCAGAUCGUGGUGCCUUUCCUGCUGGCUGGGUUCGGCACCGUGUCGGCAGGGAUGGUGCUGGACAUAGUACAGCACUGGGAUGCCUUUAAGUACAUUACAGAGAUCUUCAUCCUGGUUCCGGCUCUGCUGGGCCUGAAGGGCAACCUGGAGAUGACCCUCGCAUCCAGACUAUCCACCGCGGUGAAUGUGGGGAAGAUGGACUCUCCCAUAGAGAAGUGGAAUCUGAUCAUAGGAAACCUGGCGCUAAAACAGGUACAGGCUACAGUAGUUGGCUUCCUGGCAGCAGUGGCGGCAGUGGUUCUGGGUUGGAUCCCAGAAGGGAAGUUCCAGAUGAGUCAUGCCGUGCUGCUCUGCUCUGCCAGCGUGGCCACUGCCUUCAUAGCCUCUAUGCUGCAGGGCUUCAUCAUGGUGGGGGUGAUCGUGGGCUCCAAGAAGACUGGCAUCAACCCCGACAACGUGGCUACACCCAUCGCCGCCAGCUUCGGUGACCUCAUCACCCUGGCCAUCCUGGCCUGGAUCAGCCAGGGACUCUACAACUGCCUGGACUCUCACCCGUACGUGUCGUCCCUGGUGUGUGCCUUCUUCCUGUCUCUGACUCCAGUGUGGAUGGUGAUCUCAUCCAAACACCCGGCCAGCCGCACCCUGCUCUACUCCGGCUGGGAGCCUGUCAUUACUGCCAUGGUCAUCAGCAGUAUCGGAGGACUCAUCUUGGACAAAACCGUGUCUGACCCGAACCUGGCUGGCAUCGUGGUGUACACCCCUGUCAUUAACGGUAUUGGGGGGAACCUGGUAGCCAUCCAGUCUAGCCGUAUCUCCACUCACCUCCAUUUCCACAGUGCUCCUGGGGAGGUACCAGAGGAAGCCAAAGGCUGCUACUACCCCUGCCGCACCUUCUAUGGCACAGGAGCCAAUCAUCGUUCGGCCCAGGUGCUGCUCCUAUUGGUGCUCCCGGGUCACCUGAUCUUCUUGUACACCAUCCACCUGAUGAAAAGCGGCCACACCACCCUGACGCCUAUCUUCAUGACCGUCUAUCUGGCUGCCGCCCUCUUACAGGUGUUCCUGUUGCUGUGUAUAGCAGACUGGAUGGUGUACUCUAUGUGGCGUAGUGGUAAAGACCCAGACAGUUUCUCCAUCCCCUACCUGACCGCCCUGGGCGACCUGCUGGGCACCGCUCUCCUGGCCCUCAGCUUCCAAUUCCUGUGGUACAUCGGUGACCAGGACAGCGACGUGGGUGACUGAGAUGACCCCUGAUCCCUGGUGGAGGGGUCACGCCCGUGCCUCUACCCCAACCCAGAACCCCUACCCCUUCUCCUCCUAUUAUGCCAUGCGGGGUUGUUGCCGUUUAGGCGGUUUGCCACGCUCAGCUAUUGGUCGCUGGAACAUUCCUCUGCCUCUCCUAUUGGGCAGAGUAGCACUUAACACUAUGCUGAUUGAGCCAAUGAGGAGCUACAGAUGUUCAUUUGGAAGAAAAAAACUAUUAUUUGGAAAGACAUUUCUCUGCAUCUGGUUCCUUUCCUCCAUUCAACCAAUUGCAUUUCAUUCUGAAAAUCAUAUGCUUCUUACAGUGCAAUUUAUUAAGAGAUUUGACUGUUGUUGUUUCGUUGCAACAAGUCACUUAUAUCCAGUGGACACUGCACAUAUAGCUGGAAGCCUUCAGUUAGUGAGAUCUACAGGCUGCGGUGUUUAUUCCUGACAGAAGGGAGACACAUGGACAGACAGGGUGGAGAAAGGCCAGGUUACAGGAGGUACACAACUGGCCCUGGACAGCUGGGGCCAGGGUUGCAGGGUUAGUUGCUGGAUCAGCUGUUUUAGAGCUGGGAUGGAACAAAAGCCUGCACACUAUGCUGUUGUUACAGACUAGUAUUGCCUUCCCCUGGUCUAAAGCUUUAUACAGUCUAUACCAGAGCACUGAGUUUACUCUCAGCCCAGACGAUAUGCAUCUCACUCUCUUUGGAUGCACUUCAUAUAGUCUCUCAUUAAGGUCAGUCACAGAUUGAACCUCAGUUGUUUAUCUGUUUGGGCUUUCAUGUGUCCAUCUGUACCCUUAGUUUGGUUUUGCAUGACAAAUAGAAUUGGGGACAGCAGCCUGAUCGUGACAGUUAGCGGUACUCAAAGGAAUGUAUUGGAUACCUGCUAUUUUUAUACCUCUCGAGGGACUGAUUCUCUCUCUCUCGUUUUCUCUCUCUCUCGUUCUCUCUCUCUCUCUUGUUCUCUCUCUCUUGUUCUCUCUCUCUUGUUCUCUCUCUCUCGUUCUCUCUCUCCCCUCGUUCUCUCUCUCCCCUCGUUCUCUCCCUCGCCUCGUUCUCUCCCUCGUUCUCUCCCUCGUUCUCUCCCUCGUUCUCUCCCUCGUUCUCUCCCUCGUUCUCUCCCUCGUUCUCUCUCCCUCGUUCUCUCUCCCUCGUUCUCUCCCCCUCGUUCUCUCUCCCUCGUUCUCUCUCCCUCGUUCUCUCUCCCUCGUUCUCUCCCCCUCGUUCUCUCCCCCUCGUUCUCUCCCCCUCGUUCUCUCCCCCUCGUUCUCUCCCCCUCGUUCUCUCUCUCGUUCUCUCUCUCGUGCUCUCUCGUUCUCUUUCUCUCUCGUUCUCUCUUUCUCUAGUUCUCGUUCUCUCUUUCUCUAGUUCUCGUUCUCUCUUUCUCUAGUUCUCGUUCUCUCUUUCUCUAGUUCUCGUUCUCUCUUUCUCUAGUUCUCGUUCUCUCUUUCUCUAGUUCUCUCUCUAUAUAUAUAUAUAUAUAUAUAUAUAUAUAUAUAUAUAUAUAUAUAUAUAUAUAUAUAUAUAUAUAUAUAUAAUGGCGGUCCAGUCACACAGAGUAGGUACUAUUCUGGCGUUAUACAGUCAGGUUCCGUGCGAUCAUGUGGUUUUGACUGUGGACGUUUACACGCCACGCACUCUGUUUACACGUAUGUACGUAUGUUCACUACGGUGGCUCUCUGCCGUUAAUAUUCCAAUGAAAUGUGCCUGCGGAGAUUCACAGGGUGAUGAGAUGUUAUUCUUUCUGAUGCCAUAUUCCUUUGGUUUUCUGUUGGCUCUGUUGUUCUUUUCUAACCUUCUAAUAAUGUGCUGUUAAAAGGGUUCGUUGUUUUCAUAUUCGCAAUCUGUUCUCGGAAACGGACCACGACUGACCUUUUUGUGACUCAUAUAAAUGUUUAAUAAAUAAAUAAACGUCCAGCAUGAAUAAGCUGCUUACAAAUG